AUGGACAACCAGGGAGAUGGCCCAGAGAUGAUCCAGCUGGACAACAACUCACGUGAGUCCUCAGAAUCGCCACGGCUGUCCCCACGCAAUCGUCAUGAGUCGGCGAACUUCCAGCGAAAGGCGCUAGAAUCGCUCAAUCUGGACGGAAAUGACUCAGCUACUACUGGUAGUAGUCCAAAGCGACAAAGAAUGUCGUCUGAUACUUCCGAUGGCUACCCAAUCGAGAAGAGCGAGCAAAUGAACCAUGAUCUCAUGGAAAACGGACUCCAGGCGAAGCCCUCGUCCAAGAAAGUCCUUGGGCCCCGGACAAGGAGAAUGCUAGAAGAGUACUACAACAAGUACCAACUUCCGAUGCCUCCAGUUUCACGGCUUCGCACUGAGUCGAUCACGGAUAAUGAACAAAAUGAGUACCAAAAGAUCAACAUUUCCUCUCGAGAAUCAACAGGAAUGUCACGCGAGUCCUUCCAAAAGAUUGCGCAUGAUAUUAUGGGGGCCAUAGAGAUGAGACAGCGUUACAUGGCAAACAGCCACCAGACUUUCCAACCAACGGCAGAUCGUCAUUUACGAAUUGCAAGAGGACGCGCCGCGAAGACCCCCACGGACGACUCAAGUUUAGACCUUGAUGUACCGUAUCAUCCGCCGCCAGAGGAUACUCACGUAGAAAGCCCAUACAUUGACCUUAAGGUCGAUCAACUACCAAAGAACUGGACUCAUACUUGGAAAAUGCGCCAUGGGAUUAUUGACAUUCGGGACGAAGACAACAACCCGCUGCGCUACAUCAUCCGUCCAGAUACUCACGAAUUUCUCGACAACCACGCACAACUACUCAAAUCCAUGUCAAACGGACAAUUACGAACUUACUGCUGGCGACGACUGCAGUUUCUCUCCCACAAAUACAACCUCCACCAUUUGCUCAACGAAACACUAGAAAUCAAAGAGAUCAAGGAGCUGCCACAUCGAGACUUCUACAACUGCAGAAAAGUCGAUAAUCAUAUUCAUGCCGCUGCGAUGAUGAAUCAAAAACAUCUUUUGCGGUUUAUCAAGAAAACGCUAAAAACCGACGCUGAUCUGGUCGUAACAAAAGAUGGAAAGAAGCUUUCUGAAGUUUUCAAUCAAAUUGGCAUCUCUGCGUACGAUCUUUCCGUUGACUUGCUCGAUUGUCACGCCGAUACAAACGUUUACCAUCGAUUUGACAAGUUCAACUCGAAAUAUAAUCCUCUUGGACAAAGCGUACUUCGCGAGCUGUACAUCAAAACAGACAACCACAUCAACGGUCGUUACUUUGCGCAAAUCGCCAAGCAAGUGGCCGAAGAUUUCGAGGACGCAAAAUACCAACACGCAGAGCCGCGUCUUUCAAUAUACGGCCGAGAAUAUGACGAGUUCUCCAAAUUGGCGAAAUGGGCGGUGUCCAACGAUGUCUUUUCCAACCAUAUUUCAUUUCACGAACAGGGUCGAUUGAACCAUCAGUCCUUCUAUGCAUUUAUCCGCGGAAAAGAACACCCCGAGCUCGCGCGUUUCCUCGAAAACGUCGUUGGUUUUGACUCCGUCGACGACGAAUCCCGCCACGAAACCUCACAGUUCACCGCCGAGACGCCGACCCCAGAUAAAUACAAUAUGCUUGAUAAUCCGGUCUAUUCAUAUUAUCUGUGGUAUAUGUACGCCAACAUAUCAGUGAUCAACCAAAUACGAAAAGAACGCGGAAUGAACACAUUUGCCCUACGCCCUCACUGCGGCGAAGCUGGUCACAUUUAUCACACGGCCACGGCGUUCCUCCUUUCGGAGAAUAUCAACCACGGCAUUAACCUACGAAAGUCGCCGGUAAUGGAAUAUUUUUACUACCUCUGUCAGAUCGGCAUCUCAAUGUCGCCAAUGUCCAACAAUCACCUAUUCCUACCCUACUCAAAGUCCCCCUUCAAAGAGUUCUUCGAGCGAGGACAGAACAUAGCCCUGUCGACAGAUGACCCACUUCAAUUUCACCUGACAAAAGAGCCGCUGAUUGAAGAGUAUUCUGUCGCCGCCCAAGUUUGGAAACUAAACUCAGUGGACAUGUCGGAAAUCGCGCGAAACUCGGUUUUGAUGUCAGGCUUCAAGGAUCAACUUAAGCAAUACUGGCUUGGUCCGCUUUACCGCCGAGAAGGAAUAGAAGGAAACGACAACCGACGAACAAACGUUCCACCAGUUCGAUGCCACUUCCGCUUCGAAACACUCGACGGCGAGCUGUCUCUUAUUUCUUCAAUUAUCAAAGAAACGAAAAAUAACAACCCAUAA
Oikopleura dioica is the source of this 2268-nucleotide messenger RNA. Lineage: Eukaryota; Metazoa; Chordata; Appendicularia; Copelata; Oikopleuridae. The record is from the annotation of a GenBank genome assembly.